GUGCUGUCAAACGUGAAAUCGACAACAUGGGUGACUCGGCUGCGGAAAAAGUUCAGAAUUUAAAUAUAAACGAAAAGGCAGGAUUUUGUGCACUAUAUUAAACUUUCACACCUAUUUAGCUGUAUCAGUGAUGUUGAAAUUGUUAAAAUUACAUAGACUCUGCGUGGUCCGCCUCAAAGUGGACUACGCUGCAUAUGCCACAUGGUCCCAAAAGAAAGCAAUGAAAGAAAAGAAGAAAAAAGACGAACCUUCUGGUGGUGGAGCUUCAGAACUGAACCCUUGGCCGGAGUACAUCCAGAAAAGAUUAGAUCUAUGGGAUAAGUACAAGGCUCAAUAUGAAGAGCAGUUAGCUUCUAAGCCUGAAUUAAGUAUUGUUGUUACAUUACCAGAUGGGAAGACAGUAGAGGCAAAAGCGUGGAGGACCACACCUUAUGAUGUUGCCAAGGGUAUUAGCCAAGGCCUAGCCGAUUCAACGAUCAUAGCUCGUGUGAACAAUGUACUGUGGGACCUGGACAGACCUUUGGAAGGGGACUGCAAGUUGGAGCUCCUACGAUGGGACAACACAGAUGCACAGGCUGUGUUCUGGCAUUCCUCGGCACAUAUGCUUGGAGAGGCCAUGGAAAGGGUGUAUGGUGGAUGCUUAUGCUAUGGUCCACCGAUAGAAGAAGGCUUCUACUACGACAUGUUUUAUCCAGAGAAAGGGAUAUCAUCCACAGACUUCCACGUAAUAGAAGGUCUGGUGAAGAAGAUAGCAAAAGAAAAGCAGAACUUCGAACGGCUAGAGCUGACGAAGGAACAAUUACUAGAAAUGUUUGACUACAACCCCUUUAAAGUCAGGAUCCUGAAGGAGAAGGUGGAUACUCCCACCACCACCGUGUACAGAUGUGGACCGCUCAUUGACCUGUGUAGAGGGCCCCAUGUCAGGCAUACUGGGAAGGUCAAAGCUUUCAAGGUCACUAAGAACUCUUCAACGUACUGGGAGGGUAAGGCAGACGCGGAAAGUCUGCAGAGAGUGUACGGAGUAUCAUUCCCUGACCCCAAACAGUUGAAGCAAUGGGAGGUCAUACAGGAAGAGGCUGCUAAGAGGGACCAUAGGAAAAUUGGCAGGGAGCAAGAGUUAUACUUCUUCCAUGAGCUGUCUCCCGGCUCGUGUUUCUUCCAGCCCCGAGGUGCUCACAUAUACAACACACUAGUUAACUUCAUUAGGGAGGAAUACAGGAAGCGCGGGUUUCACGAAGUGGUGACACCGAAUAUGUACAACGCCAAACUGUGGCAGACGUCAGGCCACUGGGCGCACUACGCUGAGAACAUGUUCUCCUUCGAAAUCGAGAAGGAGACCUUCGCACUCAAGCCCAUGAACUGUCCUGGACAUUGCUUAAUGUUCGACAACCGUACUCGCUCAUGGAGAGAACUGCCGCUCCGUAUGGCAGACUUUGGAGUUCUACACAGGAACGAGUUAAGCGGCGCUCUCACCGGCCUGACUCGCGUGCGACGCUUCCAACAGGACGACGCGCAUAUAUUCUGCACGCCGCAACAUAUUGAACAGGAAAUGGUCGGCUGUCUAGAGUUCCUACAGUUUGUAUAUGGGACAUUCGGAUUCACAUUCCAAUUGAAACUAUCCACCAGACCGGAGAAGUACCUCGGAGAUCUUGCCAGUUGGAACCAAGCUGAAAAGGCUCUGGAAGAUUCGCUGAACAAAUUCGGCAAGCCAUGGCAAUUAAACCCUGGCGAUGGUGCGUUCUACGGGCCCAAGAUAGACAUCACCAUACAGGACGCUCUCAAACGAUCUCAUCAGUGCGCCACCAUACAACUAGACUUCCAGCUGCCUGAGAGAUUCAACCUGAGCUAUGUGAGUGAAACAGGCGAUAAGAAACGUCCAGUGAUCAUCCACAGGGCGAUCCUCGGCUCAGUGGAGCGAAUGAUCGCGAUCCUCAGCGAGUCGUACGCCGGCAAGUGGCCCUUCUGGCUCAGUCCGCGCCAGGCGCGCGUGGUACCCGUGGGACCCGCCUUCGACGACUACGCAGUACAAGUGAACGAGAUUCUAAACGCCAGUGGCUUCAUGUGCGAGGUGGACACGGAUGCGGGAGACACACUCAACAAGAAAGUGAGGAACGCUCAGCUCGCGCAGUUCAACUAUAUUUUAGUUGUCGGCGAAAAGGAAAAGACAUCUCGUACAGUGAACGUGCGCACUCGAGACAACAAAGUGCACGGGGAGAUGUCCAUCGAUGAACUUAUCCAGCAUCUGAAGAAGCUGCAAGUGGAGAAGACCCUCUCCGAUGACAGUGAUUUACUCCAAUUUUAACUGCAACUAAGCUUACUUUGGUUACUUCAGUUGGUGAAAUAAAAAAAAACUAAAACUCGAAAUAUGUUUUGAAAAUGUUAUUUUAUAACCUUUAGUACCAAUUUUCAGUUAUCUUUUAUAGUAAAAAAACCGGCCAAAUGCGAGUCGGACUCAAACACGAAGGGUUCCGUAACAUUGUACAAGAUAUACCUAACACCUUUGUGCAGAACAGUGCAAGUUAAUAACGGUCAGCGCCAUCUAUAUGUGAUUUAGUGAAUUAAAGUUUUCGUGAACAGUUUUCACGGUAUUCGGAUUUUUUUGUUGUGCUAUAAGACCUAGCUACCUGCCAAAUUUCAUGAUUCUAGGUCAACGGGAAGUACCCUAUACCUAGGUUUUUUGACAGACACGACAGACAACAAAGUGAUCCUAUAAGGGUUCCGUUUUUCCCUUUGAGGUACGGAUCCCUAAAAAAAUCUGUAUUUGCACUCACAUCUAAAUUAUGUAAUGGAGCGCGUCAUUUCGGCUUGGACAAGCUUUAAAAGACUACGAAAAGUUGUGAAUUUUUUUAAACAUUUUGCGAUUGAAAUUUUCAUACAAAAUUCACGGCGGCGAAUGUAGAGUAGGCUUCAUAAAAAGUUCCAGUUAUUUAUUUCUGUUAUGUUGAAAAAACUGAUAUUUUUCUGAUCAGAAUUGAAUGUUAUUAAAAUGUCCAAUAAAUUGAGACUGAUUCAAUGAAUUUAAUGAUUUUAAGUUCUAAAUAUUGUCCCACUUAAUUUAUUAUUUUUCGCGUAAGUGUCUUCUGCUAGAUAUAUUAUUCAGGUAUAUUUGCUCCAGUAUUUUUCUUCAUUCAAAAGGUGUUAAUUUGUUCAAUUCAUCAUUUAGUCGCGCAUUUGUUAACCAUAUCAUGGUUUCGUUUCUAUUUAUUAUUUUGUAUAAUCCUAAUAUGUAUUAAAGGUUGUAUAAAACUACUGAAAUAAUAUUA
Messenger RNA from Maniola jurtina (meadow brown), 3263 nucleotides. It is a transcript of the gene ThrRS, whose product is annotated as threonine--tRNA ligase 1, cytoplasmic. The record is from RefSeq and is a predicted model, not a curated record. Gene Ontology annotation, molecular function: ATP binding; threonine-tRNA ligase activity. The transcript is spliced from 14 exons. Gene Ontology annotation, biological process: threonyl-tRNA aminoacylation. Gene Ontology annotation, cellular component: cytoplasm. The coding region runs from base 131 to 2302 and encodes 723 amino acids. Lineage: Eukaryota; Metazoa; Arthropoda; Insecta; Lepidoptera; Nymphalidae.